AUGAUUAAGUUGUUCAAAGUAAAGGAGAAGCAAAGGGAACUUGCUGAGAAUGCCAAUGGAAAAGGCCAUGUGAAAAAGCAAAGUGCUGGGGAGCUACGUCUUCAUAAAGACAUUAGUGAGCUGAACCUACCUAUGACAUGUAUCAUCUCUUUCCCUAAUGGCAAGGAUGACCUGAUGAACUUUGAAAUCACCAUUCGACCAGAUGAAGGAUAUUACUUAGGGGGUGCAUUUCUAUUUUCUUUCCAAGUUUCCCAUAUUUACCCGCAUGAACCCCCAAAAGUCAAGUGCAAGACCAAGGUUUAUCAUCCUAAUAUCGACUUGGAGGGGAAUGUCUGCCUCAAUAUACUCCGUGAAGAUUGGAAACCCGUCCUUAACAUCAACACUGUUAUCUACGGAUUGUAUCACCUUUUUACCGAGCCAAACUAUGAGGAUCCUCUCAAUCACGAUGCGGCUGCAGUGCUGAGAGAUAAUCCAAAGAUGUUUCAAUCAAAUGUACGGAAGGCUAUGAUGGGUGGAUAUGUGGGGCAGACGCACUUCCAGCGGUUGUCAUCUUUCGACCAUUUCUUUACAGCUGGGACAUCAGUGUGCAAAAUGUAUGCUAUGACUUACUGA
This is a messenger RNA of Fraxinus pennsylvanica, 612 nucleotides long. The record is from the annotation of a GenBank genome assembly. NCBI's taxonomy places the organism in Eukaryota, Viridiplantae, Streptophyta, Magnoliopsida, Lamiales, Oleaceae.